AACUAGUCGAACGAAGAUAAAGAAUUAAGUAGCAAUAAUGAGCGUUUUGGGUUUAUACGGGCGCAAUGCAGUUAUAGAAGUAGUUGUAAGGGGGUCGGCGUGAGGCGAAAUCGCCAGACGCGCCGAUAACGCUUUCGGGAAAGCACGGGUCGGGAAAACGUGAGCUAUCUCCGUUACGUAAACGCGUCGCGAUUUCGUGUGAGCGGUGUUUUUAAAUGCAAGUGUACUUUAGUGAACAACUUGGAUAAUACUUUAUAGUGUUUUUGUGGAAUAUGUGAAGUGACAUAGGGUACUGUGACGAGUGAUGUAUAGUGAACAGUGAUCAAAAUGGACAAGAACACGGCCGAGGUUAGCAAGGGCGUUCACUAUUGUGGGCAAGUGCGUCGGUUUCGGGACAGAACGCCCGAUCACACCGAGUUAUCGUUCGAGGAAUUGAGGAGCAAGUUUGACACAAGCGCGCCACGCGCGGCGAGGACAGAAAUCGCUUCGAAUCCCGCCACGCACGGCAGCGCCACCCGACAAGUGGUCAGCGGCAAAAUCUUCAAGAAGUGCAAGAGCGCUACUUUUCAGAUAGAUGGCGCCACAUACACUAUUGUGGCGAGUCCUCCGGGAGGCGCGAGUGCUCCACGGGAGGAGGCACCACCCCGCCCCCCGCCACCACCCGCGCCCCGCAACGGCACCCCUCCUAGUCAACACGGAAGUCUUAUAGAAAAUCAACAAGGUGCCCUGACAAUCGUGCGCCGCUCCUCAAGCCGCAGUAAGGCGGAGAGUUGUCCCACGCCCACCGAUGAACAACUCGACUCACUCGACUUAGACACCGAGCACUUGCCCGCCGUCGACACGCCCGAUGCAUGCGACAAGGCCGCCCUUAGAUUACGCUAUCUCCUAAGACAAUUGAAUAGGGGUGAAAUAUCCGCAGAGACUUUACAAAAGAACCUUCAGUAUGCUGCAAAAGUUCUCGAAGCUGUCUACAUUGAUGAGACCAAGGAUAGGAGAGUGGCAGAGCAGCCGCGCGCGCAGCAGACGACGCUCCACAUGCGACGCCUGCGCACCCCCUGCUGGGCGAGGUGCUCAGUAGAGAAACCAAACGAAGCAAAACCGGCAGUGGCGCGUCAGCAGUCGGCCCCAACCCUGGUGUUUAGGAGGCUGGCUGACGAAGAUGACGAGCUGUCAGAAGUCCAACCUGAUGCUGUACCGCCUGAGGUCCGGGAGUGGCUGGCGUCCACCUUCACGCGACAACUGGCAACGGCGAAGCGAAAGUCUGAUGAGAAGCCCAAGUUCCGAUCGGUGGCUCACGCCAUCAGGGCAGGGAUCUUCGUGGAUAGAAUCUACAGAAGAGUCACCAGCACGGCGCUGAUGCAGUUUCCUCAAGACGUCAUUAGAGUACUAAAGACAUUAGAUGAAUGGUCGUUCGAUGUGUUUGCCCUGCACGAGGCGUCGGGUGGAGCACCCGUCAAGUACCUUGGCUAUGAACUACUCAACCGAUAUGGAAUGAUACAUAAGUUUAAGGUCCCACCGACGACGUUGGAGAACUUCCUCAACAGGAUAGAGGAAGGUUACUGCAAGUUCCACAACCCUUACCACAAUAACCUCCACGCAGCUGAUGUGGCACAGACAGUUCACUAUAUGCUGUGUCAGACUGGACUGAUGAACUGGUUAUCAGAUCUGGAAAUCUUUGCGACGCUGGUGGCGGCAGUGGUACACGAUUACGAGCACACAGGCACCACGAAUAACUUCCACGUGAUGUCGGGCUCUGACACUGCGCUGCUGUACAACGAUCGGGCAGUUCUCGAGAACCACCAUAUUAGUGCUGCAUUCAGACUGAUGCGCGACGAGGAAUGCAACCUACUGCAGAAUCUAUCCAGGGAGGAGUUCCGAGAGUUCCGCACUCUGGUCAUCGACAUGGUCCUGGCGACGGACAUGUCGUUCCACUUCCAGCAGCUGAAGAACAUGAGGUCGCUGCUGUCGCUCGCUGAGCCCACUGUCGACAAGUCCAAGGCAGCCUCCCUCAUUCUACACUGCUGUGAUAUCUCGCAUCCAGCCAAGCGGUGGGACCUGCAUCACAGAUGGACAAUGAGUCUCCUGGACGAGUUCUUCCUGCAGGGAGACAAGGAGCGGGAUCUAGGGCUCCCGUUCAGUCCACUCUGUGACAGGAACAACACGCUUGUAGCGGAGUCGCAGAUCGGUUUCAUCGAGUUCAUCGUCGAGCCUAGCAUGGGCGUCUGUGCCGAUAUGCUUGAGUGCAUAUUGGGCCCUCUACAUUCCAGCAGCAAGAACUCCACCAGUUCUGCUGAACCUAUCAAUGAAGAGAGCACAGGUACGAAGGAUAGAAAUGAAAAUAGCACCAAGUUCAAGAUCAGGAAGCCGUGGGUCGCGUGUCUUAGCGAUAACAAGAAGAUAUGGAAGGAGCAAGCUGCUAAAGAUGCUGAGGCACGCGCUAAACAGGAGGAGGAGAACAACAGUGUCCCACCGACAACAGAGGAAUAAUAUUUAGCCUCAUUUGUAAAUAGCGUUAGAUCUAGUUGUUGCAACAUGUUCUAUUCGUUGUUAAAGAAAAGCUAAAGCAUACUGUAAAAUAUACAUACGUGUGCCGGCUAUAUUAUACGUUGCUAAUUUAUUAAAAUAUAAAUUGUUGUGUGUAACGCACAAAUAUACGACUUGGAAGCACAAUGCGAAAAGCCUGGAUGUAUAAAGUUUCUCUAUGUGGAAGACAACAUAGUGAGCUAAUUCGAACAGGCGACAUACCGCGCAGCGGUAACGCCAGUAGUGUAAAUGAUUCAUUAUUAUUAUUAUUCGCCGCUAAGAUUCUAGCCUAGCCUAAUAUUAAGUCUAAUAAAGCUUUGAAGAUGUCUUGUUAUCAAGAUUCUAUUGCGGGAAAAUAGAAUUUUAUCUAUCUAAUAAAUUAAAAUUGUAAGGUCCCAGGAUGUUACCCUGAGGAAUCCCUUCAACUUCUGCCUCGUAAUAGAAUCUUGUCUGUAUAUUUGAGGAUGUAUCGAUAGGUAACAAUAUUUUCUACUCAUAAUUGAAAUAAAUUAUUGUGUAAAACUGUACUGAACUCAUUUCAAAUAUAGUUGUUAAGAGCUAAAUGUAUCUGUAAGUAACUAUCAAAUGCUGGUGACGGAGCAAACAACAUUAAUUUAUGUAAUCAUAAACACAUGUGCACUUCUCUUCAAUCAAACACUUAACUGUAACUUAAAUGUAGCUUAAUAUUAGUGUUAAACUUAACCCAUAAUAUGAUGAAUACGCUUAUUAAUUUUAAUGUUUCCGAUUAAAUUGGAGUCUUGAUAUUCUUGACCAAAUGUUAUUUAAUAUGAAAUUAUUUUCUAAAUGAUAAUGCCAUUUCAAAUUCUAGUAAUAGGUAGAUAGUACAUUAGUAAAUCUUCAUGAAUACAAAUUAAGAUUUUUGUCUUUGUUAUAUACAACAUAGCUAAGUAUAACGUAGAAAAUCUCAAAUAUUUAUUGAAUUUCAAAGCUCGUGCUCAAAACAGAUGGAGACGAACUGCUUUCUAUAAACAAAAACUACCUAUUAGAUCUAUUAGACUGAAAGGCAAAGGCGUCACAGCCCGAGGAAGAACAGGAAUACUUAGGUAGGCUAAGACUCGGUCUUAUUGCAGGCUCUUGUGGAGGACCCAGAGUUACUGUACCGUCCUUCAACUAGAAUAUCUAUUGGCGAACGGAGGAACAUUGAAUUUAUUAUUAUCAAAGAUAUUAAAGGAUUUCAGGCCAAGUGUUUACUCACCGAUGCCAAAUUUACAUCCGACAUUGGUACUGCAAAUACACAAAUAUUUAUCUACUGAUACCAUAAAAAUGACGGGCACUCAGAAACAUUUCACACAUAUAUCAGAGGCCUAGUUUUCCUGGUAGGUACGUGGGACCAUUCUCAUUGAAUAUCAAAUCAAAUGAAUCCAUAAUCAUGAUAAAUUAGGUCCCUAGGUGUAUGAUUUCAGGGAUGGUAAGGCUAGAUAUUUAAUCCAACUGGUGACGCUUAUUGUAGACAAAUUUAACAAUAGAUUUUUUUAUAUAUGUAUAUGUAUAUUUAUCGUCUAUUUUAAUUAUUAUUAGAGAUUUAUUAAAUUCUGUAUAUUGUGCAUUUAGUGUACCUAUUAAUAGUUCAUAGGUACUAAUUAAUAAGAAUAAUCAAUAUAGAAACAUACAUACUUAAUUUGAAAAUGUAGUCUAGUAAUGCCAUUCAGAUUGGGGAUAUAGCUUUAUAAAAUUGUAGAUUUUAGCAUACUGAGCCUUAUGUAAAUGAAUAUUAAUUGUUGUUUCUGUAUUAUAUAGCUUGGAGCAUACGGCCCACUCUUGAUUAAUGUAAUCUCUCUCAGACUUUAGGAACCACUUUUUGUACAAUACUAUUGCUUUUAAAUGUGACAUUACAACAUUCCGAAUGUGUUUAGUAUUCAAUUGUCAAUGUAAUUAAGCUAUUUAAAGACCUAUACACUGCUAUGUUAUAAGAUAGUGAAGAAUAUAAAAUAUUAACUAAAUAGUUACCUACCCACAGUCGUAAUAUAUUUUUCACAAAAUGUCCUAAUGUGCUUUCACAUAAAAUAUUAAUGAUAAAGUUUGAAGUCAUUGAAAAUAAACGUAAGUAUCCAUUCAUAGUUAUAUAAAUACCUAUUACAUGUGUAAAGAGAUGUUAUUUACUAAAAAUAUCGACGUAAUAUUCCUUACAUUUUCUAUUAUUAUAUCCCACACAGUAAAGCAAGUAACAGUAUAUUUAAAUGCAACCGCUGAAGAUAAAUUUUCUAUAUGUAUUGUAAGUAUGCAAAUGUACCUAUUUAUUAAAUGUUUUAUCUUAAAAAUCACAAUAAUUUUAUGUAAACAACAACACAGAUCUUUGUAUGAAAUUGCAUUUUCUCUCUAAUAAAAUGAAAUCUCAAAAUCAAAUGGUUUUUUAUCAA
Molecule: messenger RNA, 4901 nt
Organism: Spodoptera frugiperda (fall armyworm)
Lineage: Eukaryota; Metazoa; Arthropoda; Insecta; Lepidoptera; Noctuidae
Gene: Pde1c
Product: dual specificity calcium/calmodulin-dependent 3',5'-cyclic nucleotide phosphodiesterase 1
Exons: 16
Coding region: 328-2487 (719 amino acids)
Biological process (GO): signal transduction
Molecular function (GO): 3',5'-cyclic-AMP phosphodiesterase activity
Source: RefSeq, a predicted model, not a curated record